AUGGGCGAGUACUUCAACCUCAACGACUGCCUCAACAACAAUGACCCCUCCUGCGCCACGGUCAUCCACAGCCUCAACCCGAGCCUCAGCUGCCAGGGCGGGGCGCAGGUGCUGCCCAACCAGGCGGUGUGUGUGGAGCGGCGAGCAGGGGCAGCAGGGAAGGGGCAGGUGAUCCCGGUGUGCUCGCAGUACUAUCUGGUGCAGACCGCCGAGACGUGCGAUGCCAUCCGCAACGUGCCCUCCCCGCCGCUCUCCCCGCUCGAGUUUUUCCGCCUCAACCCCAGCAUCAAGUGCAACCGCCUCGUGCCGGACGCUGCUGGCAUGGACAUGCGCACGGGCUUUGAGACUCAUUCCCGUUUCCUGUGCCUGCCUGCAUCCCAUGCCAUCACAGGCGUGCAUACAGGUGUCGGAUGA
This is a messenger RNA of Closterium sp. Naga37s-1, 414 nucleotides long. Lineage: Eukaryota; Viridiplantae; Streptophyta; Zygnematophyceae; Desmidiales; Closteriaceae. The record is from the annotation of a GenBank genome assembly.